Puma concolor (puma) is the source of this 876-nucleotide messenger RNA. The record is from RefSeq and is a predicted model, not a curated record. Lineage: Eukaryota; Metazoa; Chordata; Mammalia; Carnivora; Felidae.
AUGCUGCUGCCGCUGCUGCGGAGUAGCUGCUUCCCUUCCUCCUCUCCCGGCGGAGGCAGCGGCGGCGGCAGCGGCGGCGGCUUGGACGCGGGCGCAGGGGACCGGCCGGAGGCACAGCUGCAGCGCGGAAUCCGCGGGCUGUCGGGGCCGCUAGAGCGGGCGGACAGGCGGGCCGGGGGCGGCGGCGGCCUGGGCGCGGGCUCCCCGGCGCUGUCGGGCGGCCAGGCUCGCCGGAGGAAGCAGCCCCCCAGGCCGGCCGACUUCAAGCUGCAGGUCAUCAUCAUCGGCUCCCGUGGCGUGGGCAAGACCAGCCUGAUGGAGCGCUUCACCGACGACACCUUCUGCGAAGCCUGCAAGUCCACCGUGGGUGUUGACUUUAAAAUCAAAACCGUAGAGCUACGAGGAAAGAAAAUCAGAUUACAGAUCUGGGACACAGCAGGGCAGGAGAGAUUCAACAGCAUUACCUCAGCUUAUUACAGAAGUGCCAAGGGGAUCAUACUAGUAUAUGAUAUCACUAAGAAGGAGACUUUUGACGAUUUGCCAAAAUGGAUGAAGAUGAUCGAUAAGUAUGCCUCAGAGGAUGCAGAACUUCUCCUAGUUGGAAAUAAGCUGGACUGUGAAACUGACCGAGAAAUCACCAGGCAGCAGGGAGAGAAGUUCGCACAGCAGAUAACUGGGAUGCGGUUCUGUGAAGCAAGUGCCAAGGACAACUUCAACGUGGACGAAAUAUUUCUGAAGCUGGUUGAUGACAUUCUGAAAAAGAUGCCUCUGGAUAUUUUAAGGAACGAGUUGUCCAAUAGUAUCCUCUCAUUACAACCAGAACCCGAGAUUCCACCAGAACUGCCUCCACCUCGACCACACGUUCGAUGCUGUUGA